Molecule: messenger RNA, 1589 nt
Organism: Lolium perenne
Lineage: Eukaryota; Viridiplantae; Streptophyta; Magnoliopsida; Poales; Poaceae
Product: protein trichome birefringence-like 19
Cellular component (GO): Golgi apparatus
Molecular function (GO): O-acetyltransferase activity
Source: RefSeq, a predicted model, not a curated record
CACCCACACCACACCACAGAGAUAGCUUUCUCGAGACAAGGCAUGCAGGCGGACACCGCCCGGCAAAGGCAAAAAAGCCCAUCUCAUCCCUUUCCUCCUGCUGCGCCUGGCUACUCUGCUCUUGAGUACUACUAGCUAUCAAUGGUUCUGCUGCGCUUCUUGCUUGUGAGCUGCCGCGAGCUGUAACUCUACUGCGGGGAGCACAGGAUAGGUAGAUAGCUAGCUAGGUGUAGGUAGAUAGGGAGAGAAGAUCGAACGAUGAAGAAGCUCCAUUACCUUGUGAAGGUGCUGUUCGGCCCGGUGCCGGUCUACUUCUCGGCGCUGGCCAUCCUGAUCCUGCUCACCAACGCGCAGUACUUCGGGCUGGUCGGCGUGGGCGUGCCGCGCGCGGCGAAGCUUGCGUCGUCGACGCCGGUGGUGAGCGUGAUGAAGUACUGCGACAUCUUCCGCGGCGAGUGGGUCCCCGACGCGGAGGCGCCCUACUACAACCACAAGACGUGCGGCAUGAUCCAGGAGCACCAGAACUGCCUCAAGUACGGCCGCCCCGACCUGGGCUUCCUCAAGUGGCGCUGGCGCCCGUCCGGGUGCGAGCUGCCGCGCUUCGACCCCGUGCAGUUCCUCCAGUUCGUCAGACACAAGAAGCUCGCCUUCGUCGGGGACUCGCUGGCCAGGAACCACAUGCAGUCGCUGCUCUGCCUCCUCGCGCAGGCGGCGUACCCGAAGGACAUCUCGCCGAACCCGACGGACCAGAACAAGGUGUACUUCUACAGGGCGUACAACUUCACCAUCAACAUGUUCUGGUCGCCGUUCCUGGUGCGCGCGCGCGAGCCGGCCCACGACGACGCGGCGCACACGGGCCACUACAGCCUGUACCUGGACGAGCCGGACGGGUGGGUGUCCGAGGUGCCCCGGUUCGACUACGUGCUGGUGUCCGCCGCCAACUGGUUCUCCCGCCCCUCGCUCUUCUACGAGAAGCGGCGGCUGAUCGGGUGCAGCUUCUGCAACCGGCAGUACGGCGUGCCGGACCUGUCGCUCUACUACUCGCAGCGCAAGGCGUGGCGGGUGUCGCUGCAGGCGAUCAACGCGCUGGGCGGCGAGGGCGGCGUGAGGGGGCGGGUGAUCGUGCGGAUGCUGUCGCCCAUGUCGCACUUCGAGAACGGGACGUGGGACCAGGGCGGCAACUGCAAGCGCACCGAGCCGCUCCGGGGCAACCAGACGGCGGCCAUGGACGGGCGGGACCUGAGGUUCUACACGGCGCAGAUGGAGGAGUACCGGGAGGCGGAGCGGGAGGCGGGGAGCAGGGGGGUGAGGAUGAUGCUCAUGGAUGCGACGGCGGCCAUGCUGAUGCGGCCCGACGGCCACCCCAGCCGGUACGGCCACUGGCCCGACGAGAAGGUGCAGCUCUACAACGACUGCAUCCACUGGUGCCUGCCGGGACCCAUCGACGUCUGGAACGACCUCCUCUUCCAGAUGAUACUCGCCUAGCGCGCGGCGGCGGCUCAACGGUAGCCCGUGCCGCGCACACAGAUCGAGAUGCAUUGGUGGUUUGUUGAUUAAAAGCAGUUUUGAUAAGGAAUUGUUGUCUUCCA